Messenger RNA from Prorocentrum cordatum, 789 nucleotides. The record is from the annotation of a GenBank genome assembly. Lineage: Eukaryota; Dinophyceae; Prorocentrales; Prorocentraceae.
AUCGUCGGCUGGGAGGUCUACAUCAAGUCGAGGACGAAUCAGGUCUGGACGAAGUUCAGCAACCACAAGGUGCAGGUGGCCUGCAGCCUCAAGGGCACGGUGAUCUGGGCGAACCAGCACAUGCUCGAGAAAGUGCGGACCGAGGUCGAGCUGACGAAGCAGGGCGUGGCGGGGCAGCUCCACACCGAGCUGCCCAGCGACGUCGGCGAGGCUUCGGGCGCAGCGUCGGCCGACAGUGUGCCUGCCGCGGUGGUCAUCGAGGACGACAGCAUCGGCCACGACAACGGCCUGGAGGACGGCGGCAUCGGCAACGAGCAGGGCCGCGAGGGCGACGGCAUCGGCCACGUGAAGGGCCUGGAGGGCGACGGCAUCGGCCACGAGAAGGGCCAGGAGGGCGACGGCAUCGGCCACGAGAAGGGCCAGGAGGGCGACGGCAUCGGCCACGAGCAGGGCCUGGAGGGCAGCGGCAUCGGCCACGAGCGGGGCCUGGAGGGCGGCGGCGGCGGCCACGAGCAGGGGCUGGCAGGCGGCGGCGUUGGCCACGAGCAGGUCCAGAAGGGCGGCGGCAUCGGCUACGAGAAGGGCGUGAAGGACGGCGGCGGCGUCGGCGUGACGGGCCAGACGGACACCGCCAUCGAGGCCACGGACGAGGAUGACAAUGGUGACGUCGUGGUGUCGGACCCCGAGGCCGAGGUCUAUGGCACCCAGCCGUACGAUGGCGACGGCCCCCAGAAGCAGGCGAAGCGCCGCCGCGUGAGCGGCACGAGUGGCAACGACACUCAGACGUGA